Messenger RNA from Ectocarpus siliculosus, 1312 nucleotides. The record is from the annotation of a GenBank genome assembly. Lineage: Eukaryota; Phaeophyceae; Ectocarpales; Ectocarpaceae.
AUGAAGGCCUGCGGCUCACGUCGCAACGGAACCGACUCCCCCUAUGCUCUUGCUUUGUGCAGGACUACGGGUGCAUUCAUUUUGGCAUCCCAAGUUUCUAGCGUGCCGAGCCCAGAGGGGAAUUUCUGCUUGGCUCUAGAUCUACAAGAGAACGAGGACGUGACGUUUUCGGACACGCUCGGAUUCGUGUUUAACAACGGGAUACUAGUCAUCCAGUUCGUGCUACUGCUGGCGAUGUUCGUGAAGCCGCUGAUGAUCCCCCAAGGCCAUAUACAGUCAGGCGGGGCGGUGUACCGUCGGCUGGUGAUGCGAAACGUUGCAUGUACGAUCGGCAUCACCUUCACCUACGCCGUCACAACCGUAAUUGUGGUAUUGGGCUUUCUCACCACUGCUCCCGGGAGCAUCAAGGCGGCUCAACUCGCCGACCUCCUGCCAACGGCAAAUAUUUUCGUGACCCUCUGCGUGACUGAGAUGUCCUUGCCUCUUGGAUUCUCCAGCUGCGUGAAGUCCAUCAAGGCCGAGACAAGCUCGGUGGUGGACAGUGAGAGACACCCGACGGUGUGAAGGGAGAUCAACCCAUGCCGAUGGCCCAGUCAGGGGACAAUGGUACGGGGCUUGGCAGCGGCGAGUCACAGGAAGCAGGCGAGUCUGCUGGUUUUCCCAUCGAGAUAACGUGAUGGGAAAGCCCGACCGUAACUGAAGAUAUAGCGCAACGGCCCAGUUACUGGAGAGGGACAUAGUGGCUCAAACCGGAGGGAGGAGCGAGGACCCCAACGCGCGCCGGAGAUUGUGCCGAUGCUUCUAGGGACCAUCGGGUGUGCAGGUUGGAGUACAGAGGUUGUUUGUGACGGCUUUCCGAAAUAAGCGCUGCAGCGAGCCGCCGGUGCUGGCACCUGGGACGGUGAGCACAUGUCCGCUUCCUAGACCAUGGAUAUUUUGGAGCGCAAUAUAAGAAGCUCGACGAUUGCCUCCUGCGCGCAGAGGGGAGGUUUCCUAGACGAUCCCCUCUCGCGUACUUUGAUGCUUGGCUUUGAACGUGGACUUUGCCCGUGAGGGUUGUUGUCCGCGUGGUUCGAAAAUAUUGGUAAUAAAUUUGUAGUAUCUGCUGGUACUUGUGGACUAUAUGUGGUGGGGUUCCCUGGGCUAUUCCCUCUCGCGUACUUUGAUGUUGGGUUUAAACCGAUAAAGGGUGUUAUGCGUGUGAUUCUGGACGUUGGGUAAUAUAAUUUGUAGUAAAUAUCUGCUGGUGCUUGUAUAUAGUGGGAGCAGGGGGGGUUUCCCUGGGCGAUCCCUUCUCUCGUACUUUAUCCUU